AUGACCAAAAUCAGCAAAAAAGCAUGGCGACUCAUCAAGAAGCUAAAUGGGGACCCGGUUACACACACCAACGAUAUAAAUGUAACAGCUACUCUUAAAUGGUAAACCAACAGCAAAAAUCAAAAGAGGAAAACUCACUAGAAGCCGAGACACUGAGCAAAAUAAUUUUCAACUUGACUUUACUCCUGAUGAACUAAAUGAGAGCCUGAAGGAGAUGAAAAACAGAAAGGCACCCAGGGUGGACAAAAUAAUGACAGAACAAAUAAAAGAAUUCAGCAUAAAAUCUAAACAAUGGUUACUAACUUUCCUAAACUCAUGCUGUGACAAGGUCUUAGUACCCAAAAUGUAGAGAAAAGCAAAAAUAGUGGCACUACCCAAACCAGGUAAAGAUUACAAAAACCCAAAAAAUUACAGACCGAUAUCUUUGUUAUGUCAUACUUUCAAACUGUACGAACGUAUGAUCAUGAAUCAUAUCAAGUGCCAAGUCGAAAGAAAACUUAUUCCUGAGCAGGCUGGCUUUAGGCCGGGUAAAAACUGUACAGGACUGGUAUUAAACUUGUGCCAAUAUAUAAAGGACGGCUACGAGAAUAAAAAAGUAACUGAGGUGGUCUUUGUAGACCUAUUUGCAGCGUAUGACACAGUGAACCAUAAUCUUCUACUUAAAAAGAUUUACGAAUGCACAAAUGACUGGCACUUUGUCUGAAUAAUAUCCUCCAUGUUACACAACCGACGUUUUUUUUUAUGACUACAGCACUAAUCAUUCUACUCCAAAUGUAAAAAUUAUUAUUAGUCUAAACAAAUUAAUUAUUCUUUAAACUAGGUAGUAAUGAAAAUACUACAUUAACUAUUACUUAUUUUAUAUUUUAACAGGCGAUGAACAUGAUCGUUGUUUUGUUUGUUGAGGAUGUAGAGAUGAAGUUGGUGAAGUUAUCAAUGCCCUUCUGCAAUGUGGACACGGGUGGUGUUGUGAUCCUUGUAGUGAACAAUUGA
Messenger RNA from Cinara cedri, 990 nucleotides. Lineage: Eukaryota; Metazoa; Arthropoda; Insecta; Hemiptera; Aphididae. The record is from the annotation of a GenBank genome assembly.